UAUAUAAGCAGCGUGAAUUUACCUCUCUCAGUGGUUGCAGACUUUAUGCACUAUGAUGUUCCACGUAUUCAUCGGUGUUUGCCUCUUAGAGGUUGUUGCUGCGUCUACUGCUAGGACGUGGCACCCUGGAUCGAAACUCAAUGAGAUUGUGGCUCGGGAGAAGGUUGACCUCAGCUCAAGGGUCAGCACAUGCACCAACGACUUCACCAUCCGCCCCUUGAGUGGAGUCUGCAACAACCUGGACAACCCAGGAUGGGGAGCUCCUCUACAGGACUUUCGAAGACUCAUCGAUGCCGUUUAUGAUGAUACUACCGGUAAACCCCGGUUAGAUGGACUACCCAGUGCCAGAGCUGUUAGUGUUGCGUGUUUUCCCAACGACAAUGACAGCACCCUGGAGGCCUCGCUGAACCUGCUGGUCAUGCAGUGGGGGCAGUUCAUGGCUCACGACUAUGCUGGGACACCACGCAAAAAGAAAAAGAAUUGCUGCUCCGGUCUCGACGCUGAUGGGAAACAUCCAGACAUGCAGAAUAAUGGAAGUUGCUUCCCGAUCGUCGUACCGUCAGAUGACCGUUACUUUAACGAUUGUAUACCGUUCACCCGAGCUGAAGCUUCAACCAUAAGCACGUCUCACAGGGAGCAGAUAAAUAUGAUCACGUCUUACAUUGACGCCAACUCCGUCUACGGGGGUUCAGUGGAGGAAAGCGACCAACUGAGGACGAAAUCAGGAGGGUUAUUGAAAACCGCCCCCGGCACGGACAACCUUCCGCCUUCUGACACCAUGUCCUGCGCAAAGAGACCUGGCUACAGCUGUUUGGAUGCUGGCGACUUCCGGGCCAACUCCUUCCCAGGAUUAGCUGCCAUGCAUACCUUAUGGGUAAGGGAACACAACAGACUUGCGACCGGUCUUGCUGCAGUAAACGACGACUGGGACGACGAGAGACUCUUCGAGGAAGCUCGCAAGAUCGUCAUCGCCUCCCUUCAGCGCAUCACCUACAGCGAGUGGCUUCUGAAAGUUCUUGGACAGACCUUCUACGAUGCUUUCGACCUGGGAGCAACAUAUUCCUACGACAUCACUGUCAAUCCAGGAUUGAUAAACAGCUUUGGUACUGCAGCUAACAGAUUCGGCCACUCUCAGAUCCGCGCCAAGUACAGCAUGACGGGAGAUGACGUGGAGACCAAGGUUGAGGACCUGAUAAUGGACCCUUCGUAUGUUACUGACAGCUUCUAUGACGUCAUCGAGGGUCUACUUGACGCCAAGAACCAGAAAACAGACGACAAGUUCCCCAUCGGUUUAAUGGACCAUCUUCUUGAAAACGUGAAGAAGCCAGGGGAUGCACGAGACUUGAUCUCUUUCAACAUACAACGAGGGAGGGACCAUGGCCUUCCUCCUUACUCUGACUUCCGCGACAUAGCUGAGGAGUUCGCCACCGACAACGGCUUGUCUUCUGGGGCUGCAGCAAAUCUUGAAUGCGGUGAUUCGCUGUACACGAGCAGGGAUGACGUCGACCUCUAUGUUGGGGGUAUCAAGGAGGAACACGUGACAGGGGGACUCGUCGGACUUACCUUUGCCUACAUAAUGGGUCUGCAGUACAGCGACCUUCGGUCCGGGGAUCGAUUCUGGUACGAGACAACCAACACAACUAUUGGCUUCACUGCAGAUCAGCUGACGGAGAUCCAGAAGGUGACCUUUGCAGGUGUGCUCUGCAUAAACACUGGCCUUGAAACUAUCCAACCGGAUGCUUUCAGCAUCUCCAGCUCAGGAUCUAACGAGAAGGUGUCCUGCGAUAGCCUGCCGGAUAUCGAUUUGUCCAAGUGGGCGGAGUAAACGACACGGAUAUGUCAGCUGUCAAGCAUGUCCAGUCCUCAUGAAAUAAAGGUUUUGCCUUUAUCAA
Messenger RNA from Haliotis rubra (blacklip abalone), 1892 nucleotides. Its product is annotated as chorion peroxidase-like. The record is from RefSeq and is a predicted model, not a curated record. Gene Ontology annotation, molecular function: heme binding; peroxidase activity. NCBI's taxonomy places the organism in Eukaryota, Metazoa, Mollusca, Gastropoda, Lepetellida, Haliotidae. The transcript is spliced from 14 exons. Gene Ontology annotation, biological process: response to oxidative stress. Bases 53 to 1825 code for a protein of 590 amino acids.